AAAGAAACAGACACUGACAAGUGCGAUCUGAAAGUUUCCAGUAAAGAUCUGCAACUCGUUGAGGAGCUCUCAGUACCAGGUGGACAUCAUGAGUGACGUUAAUCCUGAAGAUGCAAGCCAGACUGUGAAUGAAUUGUGUUGGGAGUGCGGUCAGACCCAUAUGGUGGUAGAGAACCAUUUGUACGACUAUCAAGAUGAAGUGGAUGAUGAACUAGUUUGUCACAUUUGCCUGCAGCCCCUGCUGCAGCCUCUGGACACUCCAUGUGGCCACACGUUUUGUUUUAAGUGCCUGGAGAAUUUCUUGCAAGAGCAGGAUUUCUGCCCGAUGGAUCGUAAGAGGCUUCACUUCCAGCACUGUCGGAAAUCCAGCCUCCUGGUGCGGAACCUACUCGAUAAGCUGAUCGUUUUUUGCCCUUUUCGAUUGGACUGUGGGAAGGUUAUGCAACGCUGUGAGCUCGACCCACAUCUCCGGAAUAGGUGCCCUGGCCUGACAAAGCACAGAAUUAAAAUUGAAAACAAGAGGCAAUCUAGCUUGAAGAUAAACCAAGACCCAGCACCAGAUGAUGAAACAAUAGCUUCAGAAGGUUCUGCAGCAGCUAUUGUCUCCCUCAGAACUGCUGAGCCUGGACUUGUUAACCCUGCUUUUGAAGAAGAUCGGGAAGAAGAUGGUAAGAAUUUGGCUGCCUAAGUAUUUAUAUUCAAC
Molecule: messenger RNA, 703 nt
Organism: Chiloscyllium plagiosum (whitespotted bambooshark)
Lineage: Eukaryota; Metazoa; Chordata; Chondrichthyes; Orectolobiformes; Hemiscylliidae
Source: RefSeq, a predicted model, not a curated record